Molecule: messenger RNA, 1506 nt
Organism: Malassezia japonica
Lineage: Eukaryota; Fungi; Basidiomycota; Malasseziomycetes; Malasseziales; Malasseziaceae
Exons: 1
Coding region: 1-1506 (501 amino acids)
Biological process (GO): mitochondrial translation
Cellular component (GO): mitochondrial large ribosomal subunit; ribosome
Molecular function (GO): structural constituent of ribosome
Source: RefSeq, a predicted model, not a curated record
AUGUCGCUGGUGAAGAGUGUGCGGGGCGUGCUGAGCCGCUAUGCGCGCAUGCGCAUUGCGGCUCCUGCCAUUGCUCCUGCAGCACGCAGCAUCGCGAGCACCGCGCGGGUGUACCGCGCGGCGGUCGCGACACACACGCCGACGGCGCCUGUGCCAAAUCUCCCGAAAGCACUGACCGAUGCGCCCGCGCACGCCCGCAAGCUCCUGCGCUGGAACUUUUUGGAGCCGGAUGCGCGCGCGGAGCUCGAGGCGUACCUAGUCUCGACGUCGGACUCGGCUGGCGCGACGCAGCCUCCGGCGUGGUUCGCCGAGACAUACGAGACGGCGCGUGCGUACCGCACGGCGCGCGCGCGCGGCUGGCUUCCCAGCGAUGCGGCGCUUACGCGCGCGGGUGCCUCGUCGCUCGAUGCGUACCUCGACAAGGAGACGGCGGCGCUGCGCGAGCAGCUUGUGGAUGACGGCGUCGGCCGCUGCACGGCCGACGAGCUCGAGCAGAUGGACGUGCAGGAGCAGGCCGAUACGCUGCUCCUCCCCCUGUGGCUCCAGAUGAGCGCCGAGGAGCGCGAGAGCGCCCUGACGCGUGUCUCGUUCGAGUGCGUGCGCAAGCUCGGCUGGCGCUUGGGCUUCUCGUCGGGCUACCCCGGCACGAACAAGGCGACGCCGCGCCCGGUGGCGACGAGCGCCGCGUGGCGUGCGCUGCGUGAGGAGGAGGACGCGCACGCAUGGGACGCGUGGCAGGCGCUCUCGCGCGAGGAGCGUGCGGUCGAGUGGGACACGGCGUGGAAGCAGCGCGACCGCUCGCUGGUGUAUGUCGACGAUGCGCCGACGACGCGCGUGCUUGGCAGCGUCGCGCCCCGCUGGUACGCGCACCCCCAGCGCGCCGGCCAGCUGCAGUUCCUGCCGAACCUGACGGUGCGCCUUGUGCGCAACUAUACGCCCGCCGGCCAGGCGUACGAUGCGUGGAAGGCGACGUUCCGUGUGCCGCUGAAUGUGCACAAGCACACGCUCCGCUCGUACCUCUUGGCCGUUUACGGCCUGCGCACGACGUGGGCGCGCUCGAUGAUCUACCGUUCGCGCAUCAUCUUCAACUUCCAAAAGAAGCGCCGCACGCCCGGCCGCGACCGCACCUUUAAGAAGGUCGAGGUGGGCCUUUUGGAGCCGUUUGUCUUCCCUGGCCUUUCGAAAGAGUUCUUGCGUACGCACCUCUUUUCGCAAGAGAUGCUGUACGAAGAGCGCCGCAUGAUGCUCAAGAUGACCAAGGGCCGCCGCUGGCGCGGUACCAAGAGCGUCAAGGCGCUGUCCAAGGCGCUCGACCGCAACCACGCCUACCAGAGCGCCGGCGCGCCGGACGAGGCGGCGGGCGAAAAGACGGCGCAGCUCCUCACGCGCUCCGGCUCGGUGCCGACGGCGCGCCACGGCAACAUCCUCGCGGUCCUCUCCGAGCGCCGUGCGGAGCGCCUGGCACGUGUGCAACAGUAUAUUGACGAGCAAAAGGCGAAGAAGUAG